Acaulospora morrowiae is the source of this 528-nucleotide messenger RNA. NCBI's taxonomy places the organism in Eukaryota, Fungi, Glomeromycota, Glomeromycetes, Diversisporales, Acaulosporaceae. The record is from the annotation of a GenBank genome assembly.
AUGCCUCUCAACAAAUACCUAAUCGCCUUGAUGGUGGUUCUUUGUAUUUGCAUGUUCCGAGAAUGCAGUUCUCACGGAGGCGGGCCCGAAACUCCAAACCUCCCGGCUAAUACACUUGAGAAUAAAUACCAUUGGAAAUGCCUGGAUGCAUCAACCAAUCCUUUACAUUUAGUAGAAUGCAAUCAAAAACCCUCCCAGAUUAGUUUUUCACUAGGAUUCUUGCAGCAGAGUUUUGAUAAAUGUAAAAGACCAUUAAAAAUAUAUGGACCGGGAAAUACUGUUUUAGCGUGGAACGAGGAAGAUAAUACGCUGUUGAUGAACUCAACGCAAUAUGCUCGAAACACCGAGUGGUGCUACGGGGAGUCAAAUUAUGAGGAUUCAUUUAUUAUACAACCAUAUGGUCGAACCGGUGAAUGCCUUGCUGCACCCCUCAAGGAAGGUGACCCAAUCGCGGUCAUCUCUUGCAUAGCUAGGAACGAUAUAGAACUGAUGGGACAAGCUUGGUCUUUUCUGACAACUCCUCAUUAG